CAAUAUUAUGUUUGUUAUUUUUACUAUAUCAUGGAUUUGCACACGUAUUGGUAUUUUUCCAUUCUCGAUAAUUUAUAGACCUAAUAUAAGUGGCACAAUAAAAUAGAAAAUGUAUAAAAAUAAGAUACAGUAAAACCUGUUUUUGUGCCGUCCUUUUUUAUGCGAUUUUUUUUUGUGCGAUCUUUUUUUUAUGCAAUUUUUUUCGUGCGAUUUUUUUUAUGCCGUAUAUGAAUCUCAGCGGCGUUGGCACUAGUUUAAUGUUUCCUAUCAGUGUACAUAUACAUGUAUGGACAAACCCUUACUACGUGGACUCCUUGACGAUAAAGGAAUUUAAUACAAUCACUGGAUCAGGGCAUAAUCGCAAAGGAAAUCGAAAAGGAGUAUUUUUAAUAAAAAGUCUAUGUCUUGUAAAAGUUUGGUGUAAAUUUUUUUAAUUCAGUAUUAGAUUGUACUAUUAAUAAGUAAAUAAAAUAGAGUUUCUAGCAGUGGACGCAGUGGCGAUGGUGGAAUAAUAGGAAGAAAGGUUGUAAAUAUGAUUAGUGGAAUAUCGGUGUCAGUGAAAAAUUCAGUUACUCAAUUAAUCGGAGAUGUUAAUGAAAUUUUAUUGGUUGUUAAAAGCUAAAAAUAAUAAAUACCAUAUAUUGAAAUAGUUGAACAAAAGUGCUUAAAAUAGUAGCGCCCUUCCGUACCCUGUAUAUAUAUAAAAUGUUUGUUCAUAUUACUUUUUUCGCAAACUACAAUUUAUCAUCAUAUUUAUCUUACGUGUAUCGAAUGUUGAAUUAUUCAGUAUUGUUAGAGAUAAGUCUUCAAAAAAAUAAUUGUUGUUUUUAAUCUUACUUGAUAAAUAAUCGCAAAAAACUGGUUAACUUGAUUAUACAUAAACAAGUAAAUGCGUUGGAAACCUGUAUUCCUUAGUUCAUGAUUAAAAUGCUUCAAAGAAAUGUUAAUAAACUACUUAAUAGUAUUUACGCUUGUGUGAUAAAGUGUCAAAGAUAAAGCCAAACAAAAACUAGGCGAAGAAAGAGAAUUUUUGCAUAUUCGCUUUAUAUAUAUAAAUAAGAAUAUUUAUACAAGAGAAGUCUUCAUAUUCCUACAAUAUUGUUAUUGUUUCUUUCUUAUAAUUUGUUAAAUUUCUAUGAUAUUAAGUUAAGUUUUCGAUAAACUAAAAUGUUUUUAUUAAAUUUAUUGAUAAAGGCAAUUAUUUUUUUACUGAGUUGCAACUUAGUAAUUUCUAAAGAAUGGGAAAGUGGUUUGCGUGAAAGAUAUGACGGAUAUGGAGAAGAUUGGAUAUUUAUGCCAGAUGGAAAUGGUUUACCUCAAGUAGCAAUAUUAAAGUACGAGGAUAAUGCGAGAAAUAUUCUUGAUAAUAAACACAUUUCUUAUAUUCUCUACACACGGUUUGGUCCAGAAAAUGGUACAAAACUUAUGAUUAAUGAUACUGCAGGACUUCUCAAUUCAGAUUUUAAAGCAUCACGAAAAACAAAGUUCAUAACACAUGGAUGGAAGUCCAGUUCAAUGAGUUCCGGUUUUAUAAAUAUGAAGGAAGCUUACUUGCAACAUGAUGAUUAUAACAUCAUUCUUGUUGACUGGGAACCUUUAGCAGCAAGUACCUUUUAUCUUGGUCCUAUGCAAAAUACCGUUAGUGUAGGAAAGGAUGCUGCUAAUUUUAUCGACUUUCUGGUCUCAGAAACUGGUUUAAGAGUCGAAGAUGUCCACUUCCUUGGUCAUUCUUUGGGUGCACAUGUUGCCGGUAAUGUUGGAAGUGCAAUAACUUCUGGUAAAUUAGGAAGAAUUACUGGAUUUGAUCCAGCUUUGCCCGGAUUCCAUCUGCUUACUUCUGAUAAGACUCGUUUGGAUUUAACUGAUGCAACAUUCGUUGAUGUGAUUCAUUCUUGUGGUGGUAUUCUAGGAUAUCUACAACCUGUAGGUAAAGUUGACUUUUAUCCAAAUGCAGGAACGGCAGUUCAGCCUGGUUGUUGCUGCGUUCCAGAAGUCAUGGAAGCAUGCAGUCACGGACGAUCUUACAUAUACUUUACAGAAAGUAUUAAUUCGAAGACUGGAUUUUCUGCUGUAAAAUGUAAAAAUUGGGAUCGUUUUGUAAGUGGUGAUUGUUCAGAUUCUGAGGCAGUUUUAAUGGGAGAACACGUAGAUAAAUCUGCCAAUGGAUCUUAUUUUCUUAGAACAAGAUCUGAGUCGCCUUAUGCAUAUAUGCCAGAAAUAACUAGUAAUGAUAUUUAAAUUUUAUUGAAAUUAUACUUUUUUGGAACGUUAGGGAAAAAAUAAUGAGAGUGAAUUUUUACGAUACGUGCGCAGAGCGAUACGAGAAAACAAUUUAAUUUUUAACGUAUUAAGAAGAAACGAUUCUUAUAAUUUUUUGAUAGUGAUGUCUAAUGAUUAAGAAAAGAAUCUACUAUGGUCUAUUAACUUUCAUCUAAACAAUUAAAGCUUGUCUCUUUGUUUUUUGCUUAACGCAUUAAAUACCACGCUGAUCUUUAUAGACCAACCUUAGACUUUUCAUCCAGUCCAUGUUGGUCACCAAUAGCCGAUAUUCCUAUGCUUUUUGGGACUGACAGAUUAUAGUAGCCUAAACAGAGAGUUUAACAAAAGAAGCUUGGUGUUUAACCCAUUGAUGGCCAACUACGAGAUAUCUCGUAGUAUGUGCUGCAAUUUUAGAUUAAUUACAAACGGUUAUUUGUUUUAAGAAUUAUU
Messenger RNA from Polistes dominula (European paper wasp), 2709 nucleotides. RefSeq names its product pancreatic triacylglycerol lipase. Lineage: Eukaryota; Metazoa; Arthropoda; Insecta; Hymenoptera; Vespidae. Gene Ontology annotation, molecular function: serine hydrolase activity; lipase activity. The record is from RefSeq and is a predicted model, not a curated record. Gene Ontology annotation, biological process: lipid catabolic process.